This is a messenger RNA of Leptinotarsa decemlineata (Colorado potato beetle), 1362 nucleotides long. RefSeq names its product cytokine-like nuclear factor N-PAC. Gene Ontology annotation, biological process: transcription elongation-coupled chromatin remodeling. Gene Ontology annotation, molecular function: NAD binding; NADP binding; DNA binding. The record is from RefSeq and is a predicted model, not a curated record. Gene Ontology annotation, cellular component: chromatin. Lineage: Eukaryota; Metazoa; Arthropoda; Insecta; Coleoptera; Chrysomelidae.
AUGGAUAGAAAAAUAAGUGUAGAUCGUUUUGUGUGGGCUAAAUUAAUAGGUUAUCCUCCUUGGCCAUCAAUUGUUCUUGAACCUGAAUUUGAAGUACCGGAAAAGCCACUUAAUGACCCUGGGAAAGAGUACUGUUGGGUAUAUUUUUUUGGAUCACAUGACUAUUCCUGGAUAGAAGAGCGCCAUAUCAAACCAUAUGAACAAUAUAAAGAUAAAUAUAUACCACUGUAUAAGCAAAGUUUGUUUGUGGGAGCCGUUCAAGAAUUGGAAGAACAACUUGAGAAGGUGAAAAACGAUCCAAACUAUGUAGUUGAGAGAAAAAAAAAAUUCAAAGUUCAACAAAGAGGUGUCAAGAGGGAUGGUAGAAAUCUAGCUAGAAAUAAAAAAAGGCCAAAAUUCAAAACUGUCGACAUAAACAAUGAAUCCCUGUAUAAAUCUGAAGAAAACAUCAUGAGAUCACCGUCCGACAAAAUUUUUGGUGUAAUAGGCACAGGCAUCAUAGGUAGUGCACUAACAAGGCACCUUGUGAACUCGGGUCAUACUGUAAAUAUAUGGAACAGAAGUACAAAAAAAAGUGAUGAAUUACUCUCAGAGUUAGGGCAUUUUAAAAAACUGAAAAGCCAUCUCAGCCCACGUGCCAUCCUUAAAAACUCUGAUAUAGUAUUCAUUUGCGUUUCAAAUCACCUGGACGCUAAGAGAAUUGUAGAAAAUAAUUUUGGAAUUAAUAGCCCCUCUGAUAAUAUAGCGAAAGAUAAAGGUGUAGUAGUGAUGACUAAUAUCGAUCCAGAGUCAUCUAGAAACAUUGGUGAAAUGGUUGAAAACAAAGGAGGCAGCUAUCUUGAAGCUCAACUUCAACGUAGUACAUUGGAAUCAGUGGAAAAAAGCUUUUUCGUUAUAGCAGCUGGAUGCCGAGAUCUGUUUGAUGCUUGCCACCCUUGUUUUUAUGCACUAGGAGGCGCCAAUAGUUCCUUCUUCGGAGAUGUUGGGAAUGCCGCCAGGAUCAACAUUAUUAUUCAAAUCAUGAAGGGUAUAUGUCUUGGAGCCUUAACAGAGGGUUUAGCAUUGGCCGAAAGGUGUGGCUUACCUCAAGAUAAAUUUUUGGAUAUUUUCAAUCUCACCGGACUCUCAAGCACUUAUCUAAAAGGAAAAGGAAACAUUAUUGUGAGUAAAGAUUUUUGUUGCAAUGGGGAUCAAUCACUGAAGCAUAUGCAGAAAGACCUGAAAAUGGGUCUUGAACUCUCAAAUAAAGUUCAACACCCCAUGUUGCUGACAUCUAUAGCAAAUCAGAUUUUCAAACACUGUUGUAAACUGGAUUAUGGGAGUCAUGAUGCUGCUGCAAUUUACUUGAGGAAUAAGCACUGA